UGUCUCGAGCCUCUGAGAGAGCUGAGCUGCCGUUCGCUGCUGCUGAGUGCUGCUGAGCCGAGUGUCCGAAUGCUCGUGCCGACGGCCCGCAACGGCAUCGGAUCGUCGGAUCUUGGCAGUCGGCGCAGCAGCGGUCGUUGGUGCGGUCGCGCGAGUCGUCUCGGCGGCUGUCAUUUUUCUGCCUUGGGACACUCUUCGCAGCGAAGCAACUGCAUCUGCCGCUGCUGCUGCGGCUUCUUGUAGAUUAACUCGCGGGGGAGCGACGAAGGCCGCGUCCAAAGCAUCCUGUUUUAUUAUGUAGAGCCGAUUUCUCGCUCCUUCAUUUCCGUUGCACGUACGACGGAUUUUCAAAAGUGAGCCGCAAUUUUCCGCUCUCCCUGUCUCCCCGUUCGUGCCAAAGCUGGGCGUCACUUUCUCGGGGAUUUUCUUUCUUUCGCAAGAUCGUGAGUGAAAGAAGCAAGUACGAGUGAUUGAUAAUGAAGGUAUACGCACAUCCACGCUACGAGGACGAUCAUCCGUACGUGCGCAUAUGAGCAAGGAGAAUCUUACGUUGGAUGCAUCGCUCCUUUCGAGUCUAGGUGAUAAUUGUGUUUACGAGUAAUCGAGGCAAAAAAAAAAAUCGGCAAACCCAUACACAAAUGUUCCGUUCAACUGUGCUGGUACACCGUAGCCGAAUAUUAAUUAAACUUGUCGAUCGGCUCGAAGCUGCAUCAUGGGUGGGCCAACGUUGCGGAAUCCGUACAUUGUAGCCGUGCAAAACUACCUGCAAAUGCGACGUCUCAAAGAGGUAAGAUGGAUGAACGAGCAAGCCUGCACGAACGAAGCGUACGUGCCGACGUUCGUCGAGCACGUGGCCAACGUCAUCACCCACGGGGUCUGGAUCGUGCCGGCCCUCCUCGGGGCCCUCGAGCUCAUCGAGCGAGCCUCCAGCUGGCCCAAGCUCGUCUCGGCCAUCGUCUACGGCACGUCGCUGCUCUUGCUCUUCACCGUGUCGACCGUCUUCCACAGCAUCCACUACUGCUUUCACAAAGGAUUGCUGACCAAUCUGAAGGACGUGCUGCAUCGCUGCGACCGAGCGAUGAUCUACGUCUUCAUAGCGGCCACCUACUUUCCCUGGCUGAAUCACGAGCCCUUCGAGGGUGACGUGCUCAUGCCCACCAUGAGGAUCCUCGUCUGGAUCAUGGCCGCGGUCGGCAUCAUCUACCAACAGAUCUUCCACGAGCAGUACAAGUGGCUCGAGACGACCUUCUAUGUGAUAAUGGGCGUGGGCCCGAGCUUUGCCAUCGUAGGCAUUAAGGAGUACGACAACAUACCGGAGCUCAAGUGGGGUGGCCUGGCUUAUCUGCUCGGCAUCGUGUUCUUCAAAGCCGACGGCCGGAUACCGUGCGCCCACGCGAUCUGGCACCUGUUCGUGGCCGCCGGAGCGGGCUUCCACUACCACGCGAUCCUCCAUCAUUUGUACCCGGACGCGGACUCGCCGAUCCUGGCCUCGGGCGAACGGCUGCUCGGCAUGUUCAACCAGCAGCAUCAGAUCCAUUCGCACGUCGAGUUUUAGACACGCAAUUCUUGUACCUUAUGACGAUUCCUUGUGAUUUUUUUUUUCAGCGAGCCACGACGCGCUAAUGUGAAUUUGUGAUUUUUUUCUUUCCGUUAUUAUAUCGUUUAUUAUGAUAUAGCUCAUGCCAAAGUUAACUCCAGAACAAGUGCGCCGCGUGCCAUCAGUUCCAGACACAGUCUCGAUAUUUUUAAUCUCAGAAAAUAUUUCAAACGCGACGGCGUUUCAGUCCCUCGAUGAACAUGUAUAAUUGCUCGCUCGAAGAUUAGAUAAGAAAUUCAUUUUUAUAUAUAAACCUAUACUAAAUUGUAUAUUCAUUGACUAGCUGUACAACCGUUGCAAUUUUUCAUGUCGUCGAAAUGUUAUGUGUUGCAAUUUGUUCAUAUUAACAAUGCAUACAGAUAAUGUUACAAUUUUGUAGUCCCCAUUUUUUUCCCCCGUGCGACUUCUAAUCUGAUAUUUGUAAAUCAAUAUUGCACGUAAAUUAGCCAAAAAAUAUAUAAUUAACAUACUUCUUCAAAGCCAAUGAAGUUCGAUGAUAUUAUAUUAUAAAAAGACGAUGGCACUUAUCGUCUGACCGAGUCAAAAAAAAAAAAAGACCAAUAUUUCACGCUACCUAAGACUCACUUGUAUAACGUUGUACUAAAUCCUAUUACACAGAAGUACAUGGACAAAAAAAUGCAUCAAGGAGCAAAAAAAGUAUUGUAAAGUGCUGACCCAGCAAAAAAUGAACUUUUCUUCGAAACGUCGAUAAAGUGUAGAAAUAUUGUUAUUUAAUCUAUAAAGUAGAGGUCAAACAAAAUUCAAAAACCUAAUCAGACUCUCACGAUAUUUUAUCGACGAAAAACUCUAGUGAUUCUAAAAUUGAGCUGCGAAAAAUUCAAAGUCAUUUUAACAUAAAAUUAUCCAAUUUUACAUGUAAAUAAUGCACAGCAAUGCUGCUUCAUCUUCGAUAUUUAAACAAAUUACGAGCAUUUGAUGAGGCGACAGUUUGCAACAAAUCAAUAAAUAAAAACAAGUUCUCUCGUAGAGGACUUUCGUUCGUACUUUUUAUAAAACCAAGGGUGUUUUUAAAAUAAAAUCGAUUAAUAUAAGCAAAAGCACUCGUCGAUAAAUGUUAAUGUCACAAACAAACUGGUAUAAUUAUUUAUACCUAUUUUUUAGGUGUAGAAAAUGUAUCGCGACGCUUAAAUCUCUUUUGAAACUUAUAUUAAGAACAAGUGCAAUAUCGAUGAAAAUACCAUUCGAUACGAUUCCCAAGGAUAUUAUUACCUCAUAACUUUUAUUUUAGUUUAGCAAAUUAUCUCUGUAAGGAUUAUAGUGAAAUUAAGUACGAUUUGGAGUUUACAUGAACAAUUAUGAUUAUUGUUUGAUUAGCUUAGACUUAUUUGUACGAUGUUUGUGAUAAUUCAUGGAGGAAUUGAUUUUUUAAGGAACAUAAAUGAUCAAACUGGUAACAAUUGAACGGUUGCGACAAAUGUAGAUUGUAGAGAAUCCUUAGAAGUUUAGACAUUCAUUCGCAAUCGAAAUCAAAUGCAUUCGACGAACAUAGUAGAAGAAUGUUGUCUUGGUAGCAAUUGCCCACAAUUUCAUCCAAAACCUCAAACCAUCAAAAUGAAGUACUUUGUAUAAUUAGAAAUAUUUAUGAAUAAAACUAACAUGAAUCCUUUGAUAA
This is a messenger RNA of Trichogramma pretiosum, 3230 nucleotides long. Its product is annotated as monocyte to macrophage differentiation factor 2. Gene Ontology annotation, cellular component: membrane. Gene Ontology annotation, molecular function: pore-forming activity. Lineage: Eukaryota; Metazoa; Arthropoda; Insecta; Hymenoptera; Trichogrammatidae. Bases 713 to 1555 code for a protein of 280 amino acids. The transcript has 5 exons. The record is from RefSeq and is a predicted model, not a curated record.